This is a messenger RNA of Ahaetulla prasina, 6811 nucleotides long. It is a transcript of the gene CXXC4, whose product is annotated as CXXC finger protein 4. The record is from RefSeq and is a predicted model, not a curated record. Gene Ontology annotation, cellular component: nucleus. The coding region runs from base 50 to 1240 and encodes 396 amino acids. The transcript has 2 exons. NCBI's taxonomy places the organism in Eukaryota, Metazoa, Chordata, Lepidosauria, Squamata, Colubridae. Gene Ontology annotation, molecular function: zinc ion binding; methyl-CpG binding.
CUUCCCUCCCACCCUGUUGCCCCAAGCCCACCCGCACCCCUUGGGCACCAUGAACACCAACGUGUGCGUGGAGACGGGGCCCAACCCCGAGGCGCCGGGGCUGCCCAAGGAGAACCACCUGCCCGACGGCGCCCUCAACAGCCUUGUGGAUUACAACUCGGAGAUGGAGCGCUACCGCUCCUUCGCCACCUUCUACAAGACCAACGGCGGGGCCUUCCCUCAGGCGGCCAAGAUCGCGCGCAUCACCACCCCCAUCUUCCCAACAGCCGCCCCCGCCGCCGCCGCCCGCAUCGGCAUGUCCCCCUGGAACUGCGCCCCGGCCACGGCGGCCGCCGCCACCGCCAUGCUGUGGGGCAGCGGCGCAGGAGGCGGGGGCGCGGGCGUCGGCGGGCCUAACCCGGCGGCCGCGGCGGCGGGCGGCGUGGCCCGGAAAGCAGCUGCCGUCGCCGCCGCCGCCUCGUCGGUCGCAGCAGCGCCGCCGCCGGCUUCGUCGCCCGCCUCUUCUCUGCACGCCGCCGGCAGGAGCGGCGGCGGCGGCGGCGGGAGUUUGCACCAUCGGAACGAGUCCCAGCGGCUCGGCAAGCCUGGCUGCGCGCCAGCCGAGCAGCCCUCGUUGCAAAUGGCCAAUAAUAAUUUCCUCUCCACCUUAGCCCCGGAACACUGCAGACCUUUGGCUGGGGACUGCAUGAACAAGCUCAAAUGCGGCGCUGCCGAAGCAGAGAUAAUGAAUCUCCCCGAGCGCGUGGGGACUUUUUCCGCUAUCCCGGCUUUAGGGGGCAUCUCAUUACCUCCCGGGGUCAUCGUCAUGACAGCCUUGCACUCCCCCGCAGCAGCCUCAGCAGCCGUCACAGACAGCGCGUUUCAAAUUGCCAAUCUGGCAGACUGCCCGCAGAGCCAUUCCUCCGCCUCUUCGUCGUCCUCCUCCUUGGGAGCCGCCGGAGGAGGGGGAGGAGGCGGGGGUGGUGGUGGAGGAGGAGGAGGAGGGGGCGGCGGCGGCGGCGGCACGGGAGGAGGAGGAGGGGGCGGCGGCAACCCAGCCAAGAAGAAGAGGAAAAGGUGUGGGGUCUGCGUGCCCUGCAAGAGGCUCAUCAACUGUGGAGUCUGCAGCAGUUGCAGGAACCGCAAAACGGGACACCAGAUCUGCAAAUUUAGGAAAUGUGAAGAGCUAAAGAAAAAACCUGGCACUUCGCUAGAGAGAACACCUGUUCCCAGCGCUGAAGCAUUCCGAUGGUUCUUUUAAGCAGUAGCAUAUCUUAUUUUCAAGGCAGCCUGAAGUGAAAGGCAAGCUAAAGUCUUGUUUUAAGAAAUCGCUUAGUCUACCACUGAAGAAUAUUGUUUUCAUUUAUGUAUAGGGGUUUCCUCAAAGAAAAAAAAAUCAUGACGUAGAGUGGUCUCCAGGUAAGAGGGAAGACAGUACAUUUGAAGAGGCUGUAUCUGAUGAAGCAGAACCUCCCCCCAUUGAAAUGCCUGAACAUAAGAUAGUGCUGUUUUAUUUUCUGUCCCAUCAUAUUCACCGUCUGACAGCAUGUCCUGUUGUGUUUCAUCUUGUUUAGACAAAGCUUCUGCCAUUUCUUAGCAGCUGCAUUCUGGGCAUUAGUUCCUCAAGUCUUAAAUGACAUUCAGUUUCCUCUUGAAAGGCCCUCUUAGUAAGACAACACUCCCUAUAAGAGAGCAUUAACCAGCUUUUGAGGGCUACUGUCUUAUCCGGAGACCACCAUAUCUGGGAUCCUGACAAUUGGCCAGUUUGCUCACAUUCAGUACACCAAUUCUUUUGUUGAUGUAAUUUAGCUAUAACUAGUGAACUUGUUGUCUAUUUUUAAAGUGGCUGUUAAAAACAAAAUUAUACUUUUGGGUAAACCCCUGCUAUAAAAUAAUGUAUCUUGACAAAGUACCAUAUCUCUACUUCAUUUUUCCAAUGAUAUGUGUUUUGGUACUGUAAACUGUACAGAUAGCCGCUUGUAUUUUGUGUGUUUAGACACGAGGAGACAAUCACAUCUGACCAACUAUGGAGAUUAACCCUUUGUUCACAUCAAUGUGUUUCUGCAAAUUAAAUCUGGAGCAAUAAAUUUAAGCAUUAAGAAUCUUCCUCAUCUACCCCCCCCUUUUUUUUUUGUUGCCAGCUGUCCAGUAUCAUCAUCAGCACCAGUUCAGGUGUAUUCUUACUAUACACUCUGCUAUUACUACCUGGAGCAAAGUUGUUCAAAAAAAGAUUUAAUAAUGUCUCUUUCAGAUAUUCCCAGGACACCGUGUUGUAUGACAGGGAAGAUACAGGCAGUAACAGUUAAUCGUCAUAAGCGUUAUCUUAUAGGAACAAUUAUGCUCGCCCAUUGAUUCAGAAAAGUUUAACAAAAGUCAGUAAACUGCACUUCCUAUAAAAUGGCUUUUAAAGCAGGGGUGGGCAACUGUGACCCCUUAAUAACCUAUGAACUUCAACUCCUGGGCUCAGGAAUUCUGGGAGUUGAAGUUUACAGGUCAUAAAGGGGCUCUAGCUGCCCACCUCUGAUUUAAAGUAGAGACAGACAUACAGUACAGUUUCAAUGUUGCAGAGCUACAGCAGAAUGGUUUGCUACACAAAAUGAAAACAAUUUCGUAUGUUGAGAGGAACAGGAAAUCUCUCAGUUAAUGUAUUUACUUUCUUCUAGAGGUAGGGAUAGGGAAUAAUGGCUGUUUUAUGACUUGUGGACUUCAACUCCCAGAAUUCCUGAGCCAGCCAUGCUGUUGAAGUCCACAAGUUAUAAAGGGGAAAUCAUUCCCCAUCUCUGUUCUAGAGGUUGCUUUAUAGAUCUUUUAUUAGGGGAAAAAGAUACCUGAAAUUAUUUUUCUCAAUUUAUAAUAUUUAGCUCUUAGACUAGUUUGUAAAUGUAGGUGAGGUUACAUCUUUUCUUCUGUCUCAAAGACAUGAAACUCAGAAUGUCUUUUAAGGUGUUCUCAAAUGUUAGCACUUUUAAUAGAAUUGAAAGUUGAAAAUAGAUUGUGAUCUUUUUCUCUUUACUCUGAUCAGACAUUUAAUUUAUUAUUACCCUAUUCAGAAAUAACACAUGAAUGUGGGACAGUUAAAAAAAAUCUCUAUGUAGAUUUCUUCAUGACUAUAGCCACCUCAUCAAAAUGUAGGCUUGCAAAAUAGUUGAUUGGCAGAAAAAAAGUGAUAGGAGGAGUACGGUGUUAAGGGAAUUGCAUGGUUUCAAUUGAUCUAAAAUGGAUUUUGGGAAGCUAGAGAACUUGUUCAGGAUUCUGCAAUUUACCAGCAAAUAAUUUCUUUUUAUAAUUUUUUAAAAAAAAAUCUGUAUAACUUUUGUGAUUGCCAGAAAGAUGGGAUUGAAAACAGACUGGCAGUUUACCAGAGUUUUAGAACAUAGAACUUGUUGAAUACACAUUUCCAAUUUUUAUAUUCUUUAUUACUGACAUUAACUUUCCCCAACAUACUUUUGGGUAUUUCAUUUGUUCAUAAUAGCCCUGUCAUAUUUAACAAUUGUAGAUUUUUCUCAUUACAACACAUAAUACAUUGGUGAAGAUAUUUUUAAUCCCAUAAUUUUAAGUACAGAAACAGGAUCAUAUUGGACAUCUAUCCUUUCUGUGUGCAGUUCCUUAUUGAGUCUUUAUACUUAUUUAUUUAUCUUUAUUGCAGAAACUAUAUUCCAACGUUUCCCAUUAGAAAAAUACAUGGUUCAAAUAUAUGCAAAGCUUAGUACUUUGCAAAAUUUAUUCCACUUGUGGAACAUCUUGUCACAGAAUAUGAAAUGUUCAUUGCAUAAUUCUAAUGUACACAAAGAUAGUAAUAAGUUGAAAUAUCUACAUAGCAUUUUUCUUUCAGCAGUUUGUUAUAUUUUAUUUUAUCACAAAGCAAGCAUGAAGAUACUUUGGCCAGUAGCAAAGUAUUACGAUUUAAAAGGAGCAGAAAAGGCCAUUACUAUGAAUCAUUUCCCUCUCUGACUUGUUUUCAACAAAUACCCUUUUUAUCAUUUUUACGACUGUUUAACUUAAAAUAGAAAUAUUUGUGAUCUAGCCGUAAGAGAAUAUCUGAUUCUCCCCACCCCACCCCUAUAUAGCAAGCGCAUGAGGUAUAAUAUUGAGAAAGUGACAUCUAUGGAAAUCCCAUUGAAACUGCAGAAUUUAGAUAUUCAAAAGAUGCUCUUUAAAUGCACAGAUUUUUAUGAUUUACAUCAUGUUAAUUUUUAUAGGCAAUUUUCAUAUUCUUUUUAUAAUGGUACUUUUUACCUUUUUGGAAAAUCUUAGCUGAGUUUUCUAUUGUUUGAAUGAAUGAAUACAGUGUUUCUGUGAAGAUCUGUUACUAUAUAAAAGAAAAGAUUAUUUAUAACGCAAGGAAAUUGUUUGAAUGUUCUCAGUGAAGAUACCUUAACUUUCAGAAGGGUUUUUACCUUUUCUUUGUUUUUUUCUUUUGACAUGCAAACACAUGCAAAUACUUAUAUAUGUACACACUGAUUUGUGAAGGAUUGGGAGAACGACCAAGAACUAGCAGGAAUUGUUAGCAGAAUAAAAAUCGAACCAAGUUUGAGUGAUAUUAGAAGGGAUUAUAUUUGGAAAAAAUCUUUUAGAUGAUAGAUAGUUCUAACCAUAUAAUCACAGAAAAUAAUUAAUUUUUACUGUGAGGCAAUUAAUUAUAUGACUAUUUUAUUCCUGAUCUUAUUUUCUUUAAUAUGUUCUGGCUACUAUUCUUCAGGAAGCUUUAGGAUACAGCCUCAAAGCUCUUAAUCCCUAAAAUUUGCACCUGAUGUCUUCUUUGACCCAUGCUUUUGUCUCCUGUGAGGUAAGCAUUUGGCUCUUCAGAUUGGCUACACCACAGAAACCAAGAGGUGUGCUCCAGCAGCUUUUACUCUUGGCCAAAGAGAGGAUAUUGGACUACAUUUAGCAUCUGCAACAUUUGUGGUUGACAUAAUACAGAAUAUCCUGUGCAGUAGGUAGGCUUCCCAAAAUACUCAUAGGAAUGUCCAUUUGGGUAACAUAGUACCCUUUCUUAGUUCUAAAUCAUCCUAGAUGAGUUUUUUUUUCCCCAUUCCAAAAUGUUAGGAUAAUAACUUCAUUAUGCAACCUCAUGACUUCAAGUACUUUGAACCUGAAAUCAACAUGAUGGUUGUUUUUCCUUUUUGUUUUUUUUGUCAUUUGAGGUUUUUCUGUGCUAAUUAUUGAGCAAAAUUGAGUUAUAUGGGGCCAUUCUUUCCCCUCCCCCAUUCAAAAUAAAUAAAUAAAAAGAAAACUAAGUUUCAAUAUCAUAAAUGCUGGAAACAUCAUUUGCCACCUCGGUGUUCAGCUAGCCUUGUUUUGAAUAAUUUUUGUUUCUACUGUUAAGAAGGAGGGGGACAAAAAUAUCAGUUUAGGUUCUUUUUGGUGUACAAUGAUUCAUAGCAAUGAACUUAACUGUUUAAUAUCCAGAUGUUGCAUGUAUCAGUGUGCUUUUUUUCCUGGAUUUUUUUCAUUUUGAUUUUUAGAAAGCUGAUGAAUUUGUAUAUUGUAAUUGUGAUUUUUUUUUACAUGUCAAAUCUGAAUUGUUAAAAAUAUCAGUUGCAUAAAAAUAUAAAUACAAUUACUUUGAUUCCCACAAAUUUCAUUUAAUUGGGUGGUAGAAUUCUGCAGCUUUUAUUAAAAAAAAUCAUUUCACUGAAACAGCAUUUGUAUGUCAUUGUGCAUUAAAGUAUUUUGGUUGCAAACGUUUUGAAAAAAGAAAUAAGUUUUCAGAUUUUUUUCCUCUUUGUGUAAUAACAAAUUAUUUGCAAUGUUGAUUAUAGUUAAAGUUUUGAAUCUUAUUUGUGUUUACCACACAAUGUCCUUAAGGGUGCAAUCCUGAAUGCAAUUACUUGAUGGUAAAAUGUAUUGAAAUCAAUGGAACUUCUAAGUAGAUCUCAAUAGGAUAUGCUGUAAAUAAUUUAAAAAAUAUAUGAUAUGAAAUGCAGUACCUUGUGGUAGAAAAGCAGGGUAAAAUAUUUUAAAUAAUAAAUUUCAUAUUUUUGCCAGAGUACUCCUUUACUUUUGAAAAAGGGACAACUCUGCAGGAACCAGUGAUGGAAUUGCCAAGAUUGUUACUCUACUGAAGUGAGAAAGGAAGCAUAACAUAAUUUGUGCAGGAGUUCUGUGUCUGCCUAACAAUAUUGAUAUGCUCAGGAUGUAGUCAACAGGAUAUACCUGAGUAUCAGUUAAGCCAAAUUGUACCAUAGCCCAGGUAAACCUGUUCCAUUAUCCACAGACAUUUCAAGAAUGAAUUAGUCAUUUCUAUAAGAGAAAUAACAUAUUUCUUUUUGUGUUUCCUCCACUCCACCCCUUUAGGUACCUCAUAAAAUUAACUGUAAAAAGGAAUCUUUAAAUUGGCUAUGUCUAUAAUGAAUUAAUAAUAAGAAAAAUAAUUAAAUGAAUAUUUUAUCCAGGGUGAAAUACAUCCAACCAAAUCAACAGUGGGCCUUUGAUCAUAGCUGGAUGCAUAGUGAUACUGAAAUUGUUGGUUAUGUGUAACAGCUAAAUGUUUCAGAUAUUGUUUUGAUUAAAUUUGGCAGUUUCACACUGAGGUCUGCUGUUUCCUGGUGCAUAAAAGACACCUCAAAUGUGAGAAAGUAUUCCAUAUUCACAGUUACAGAGAAAUAGGUUUACUUUUUUUUCUCGUGCGCAGAAACAUAGACCACAAAAACAUUCACCAUUCACACUGUUCUCCUAUUUCUGAACUGUGCAGUAAUCUAUUAAAUUUUCUAAUAGAUCUUGUGUAAAGUGUAUGUAUGCUUGUGCAAUUAUGAAAAAGCAGUUUUGGAAAAUGGUGUAUUUAUUUCAAAUCACUAAUGGGGCAUGUACAAAACUGUAUAAAAACAUUCAA